UGCAGCCUCACUUGCAUUCAGAUAAGUCCUCUCGGGGACAUUAUUGUGUGAUUGAAGACUGCUGCCUCGACGAGGACGACCUCUUACAACAACAACAACAACAGCAGCAGCAGGAGGUUGACGAGAUCGAGGCAUUUGCCCACCUCCCCCGCCGGGCUAGCGAGUGGAAGGAAGGAGCGAUGGCCACCGAAGGUUUGGGGUUUUUGGGCUUGGGCAUCAUGGGUGUAGCCAUGGCAAAGAAUUUGCUGAAGCUCGGUGUGCCCGUGUGUGUGUGGAAUCGCUCGCCUGAGAAGUGCGAUGCUCUGGUGGCGAUGGGUGCCACGGCCGCCAAAUCCCCUGCUGAAGUCAUACUGAAGUCGAAAAUCACUUUCGGCAUGCUUGCUGAUCCAGCAGUUGCCCUGACAGUGGCGUUCGGGCCUGGAGGAGUCGUGGAGUCAAUUAUGCCAGGCAAAGCGUAUGUUGACAUGUCCACUGUGGACGCCGAAACCUCGAUGACGAUCAGUAAGGCAAUCACCGAGAAGGGAGGUCGAUUUCUCGAGGCACCUGUUUCAGGAAGCAAGAAACCUGCCGAAGACGGUCAACUAGUCAUACUUGCUGCUGGGGACGAGUCGCUUUUUAACGAUGCCGGGGCAGCUUUUGAUGUCAUGGGGAAAAAAUCCUUUUUCCUUGGAGAAGUCGGCAACGGUGCAAGGAUGAAGCUUGUAGUGAACAUGAUUAUGGGAAGCAUGAUGACUGCUUUCGCAGAAGGCCUUUCGCUGGCUGAGAAGGCGGGGUUAAGUCAAAACGACCUUCUUGACGUUCUGGAUUUGGGAGCUAUUGCGAAUGGCAUGUUCAAACUCAAAGGUCCAAGUUGCAUCAAGGGAAGUUUUGCUCCCGCAUUUCCCUUGAAACAUCAACAAAAAGACAUGCGUCUAGCUCUCGCCCUGGGAGAUGAAGUGGCACAAACGAUGCCUGUAGCUGCAGCUGCGAAUGAGGUGUACAAGAAGGCCAGAACCCUGGGUUUCGGAGACAACGACUUUUCAGCUGUGUACAAGGCAAUCGCUGAUAGUUCUUGAGCAAUGUUCUUUGAGGAAGAAAAGGGCGAUGCUUACCGUUUUGAAGCCUAGUUCUCCUCAACGAAAUAGGCCAAUCUACAAGCUGAUGCAGACGAGCAAUAAACUUAGAUGUCUAUUCCAAGCAAGCAGUGUACAUGUACCCAAGCAAACAAGCACUAUCUCUUGAGCUGCCGUAGCCAGGGCCAGAGCUCAAGUCUUUGGGUAUGAGUGUGGCGCAUAAUAAGAAAUUAGUCUCUAGUCAGCUUCCAUCAGAUACGGGUCCUUCCGUGUAAAGAGGAUGUAAUUUGUAAAGAGCCCAAAUAGAAAUGUAAUUUAUUGACCGCUGUCCCUUAC
Molecule: messenger RNA, 1388 nt
Organism: Marchantia polymorpha subsp. ruderalis
Lineage: Eukaryota; Viridiplantae; Streptophyta; Marchantiopsida; Marchantiales; Marchantiaceae
Source: the annotation of a GenBank genome assembly